AUGAAGAAUCUUUUUAUUAUACUUUUUGUCUUUACUGUUUUUAUUACUUUUUCUGAAGCACAAUUUUUCGGAUAUGGACCAUAUGGUAUGGGUUAUGGAGGUUAUGGAGGUUAUGGUGGAUAUGGCUAUAGACCUUGGAGACAUUUUGGACCAUACGGUUAUGGUGGCAUGGGAGGUUAUGGAAUGGGUUAUGGCAUGGGUAUGUGGGGAAAAUAG
Strongyloides ratti is the source of this 216-nucleotide messenger RNA. RefSeq lists its product as hypothetical. The coding region runs from base 1 to 216 and encodes 71 amino acids. The record is from RefSeq and is a predicted model, not a curated record. The transcript has 2 exons. NCBI's taxonomy places the organism in Eukaryota, Metazoa, Nematoda, Chromadorea, Rhabditida, Strongyloididae.